AUGGUAUUACCAAUAAUACUAGGUAUUGGAGUUACAGUUUUAGCAUUAACAACAAAGGCAACAAUUCAAGCAUAUAGACAAUAUCUUCAUUUAACACCACAAAUGAUAGCAACAUUAAAUAAUAUAAAAUUAAUGAAUCCCGACGACUCAUCAUCAAAAUGGAUUAAAAAAUCAGAUCCAAAUUAUAAACAUUAUCAAUUCUUGAAACUGAAAUAUCCAAAUAAAAAUUUUAAUUCGACAAUGACUGAACAAGAAGCUUUAUUUAUUUUAGGAAUUGAAGGUGAUGAUAUAUUAAAUUUAAAUAGAAAUUUAAUUAGAUCAAGAUAUAGAAAAUUAAUGGGUGUAAAUCAUCCUGAUAAAAAUGGUAGUAUUUAUUUGAGUCAAAAAAUUAAUGAAGCAAAAGAUAUUUUAGAUAAAAGUUAUAUGGUUAAUAAAUAG
Messenger RNA from Lodderomyces pseudojiufengensis, 438 nucleotides. RefSeq names its product Mdj2p (gene MDJ2). Gene Ontology annotation, molecular function: ATPase activator activity. Gene Ontology annotation, cellular component: PAM complex, Tim23 associated import motor. Gene Ontology annotation, biological process: protein import into mitochondrial matrix. The record is from RefSeq and is a predicted model, not a curated record. The transcript has a single exon. The coding region runs from base 1 to 438 and encodes 145 amino acids. Lineage: Eukaryota; Fungi; Ascomycota; Pichiomycetes; Serinales; Debaryomycetaceae.